UUGGUGCUCAAGCUUUGGCUUUCUCUGUCUGUCGGAGGAGCAGCUCUGGGAUGGAUGGAUAGAUGGAUGGAUGGAGCCCAUAGCCGAGCAGCCCCAUUGAUGGCCAGCCUGGAAGGGACAUCCAGGUUCUUCUAAUGUUCCCUGUUGAGCAGAGAGUUCCUCCUCCCCCAGAAUGCCCCUUGCAACUGGCAUCACUGAGCACAGCCCCGAAGAGGUCAUGGACUCUGUACCAGAGGAGUUCCAGCAGGUCCUCUCCAUCGACCAGAUCCACGCCAUCCGUGCCACCAAUGACUAUGUGGAGAGACCAACCUGCUUCAAGCAAGCACCCUCCAGCCUUUCUUUAUCCCAACCACAGGCGAUCCAUAAACAGGAGGUGACUCAGGAUCACCUGAUGACCUCCAUCCUCCAGGACCUUGGCCCUGGCCAACCGCACCAGAUGCAGCCCCUGAGCCAUUCCAGCACCGCUAGCUCUAUCUCCCACAGCACCACGGCCUCAGAGCAGCGGCUGCUCGGUAGCAUCACGCCACCGCACUCCGGGCACUCACUUAUCCGGACGCAGCCCCAGGCAGGCGACCUGAAACCUGAGGAGCUGCUGAAGGGGAUGUCUGGGAAAACCCCUGCUUUCCACGCAGGCCACCUCUUCAUCUGCGAGGAGUGCGGGCACUGCAAGUGUGCCCACUGUGCGGCCGCCCGGAGCUUGCCCUCUUGCUGGAUUUGCAACCAGCGCUGCCUCUGCUCCCCGGAGAAUCUCAUAGACUAUGGGACUUGCCUCUGCUGCGUCAAGGGCAUCUUCUACCACUGUUCCUCGGAUGACGAGGACACCUGCGCAGAUGACCCGUGCUCCUGCGGCCCGGGAUCCUGCUGCGUCCGUUGGGCCGCCAUGACCUUCCUCUCUGUGCUCAUGCCCUGCCUAUGCUGCUACUUUCCCACCUUGGGGUGCCUCAAACUGUGCCAGCGGGGCUACGAUGCUGUGAAACGGCCAGGCUGUCGCUGCCGGAACCACACCAACACUGUGUGUCGGAAGAUUUCCUCCUCGAGUGGAGCCACUUUACCCAAGACUUUGGACAAACCAGUAUGACUUCCUCGGGAAUAGGGGGAGAUGAUAAUGGCUGUUCCUUGUCCUCCCCCUCUUCUUCGUCUUCUUCAUCUUCACCAUGCUCUUCUUUCCACUCCCCCAGCCAAAAUCCGUCAACUGGGGAUGGAGCAAAGACAGCAUAUUGCCAAAACUGGCCAGACCCUGAAGCUCACUCUGGUUGUUGAUGCUUCUGCCAUGGUGAAGGAGACACUUGGUCUCCGUGUCCAAAAUGGGUUCUCAACGCUUUGCACAUUUCAACAAUGGCUUAUGGAUGGGUGGAAAUGGGAAAUGGGUACAUGUUAUUGCAAAGGGGAAGAUGCAGUUUGCUACGGGAUGGCUCAGUACUCUGACCUCCAGAAUGCCUUAUUUGUCUGUGGUGGGUUCCAAAAAUAAGUAUUGCACUCUAGCACUAUAGUAUCUGGGAGGUUAGGCCCUUGUGUAGUCCAGAGUUGAUUUAGUUGAAGAUCAGAUGAGCUUGGUUCAAGAAAGUAGGUGAGAAGGUUGGCCUAUGUGUGGGAAAUCCAGGUUAGAUUCCUUAUUUGUGAAGCUUGCUAUGGGACAUUCGCACAAUCUCUCAUUCAGCCUCCCCUACUUCACAGGGCUGCUGUGGAGACAGAAGUGAGCAGGAAUCAUGUCUACUCUGAGCUACCCUGAACCAUGCCUGUCUUUGAGAGAAGGCAGAAUCACAGAGAGCUCUAUUAUAUUCAAAUGAUUCCUCCUGGAUCCCUUACUUGGUUUCUAUGGGUAGAUAGAGCUGAGAAUGCCACACAAACUGGUAUAGAUUGCAAUGAAUCAUUACAUCAAGUGGGGAAGGGUGCCAUCUUGCUUCAGGCAGCAAACUAUGUCAGGCUGGCCCUGGGCAGAAUAGAAAUUUAAGCCUCAGGAAUCGCUGUCUCCUAAAUUGAUGGGAUACCAGAUAGCACAGAUCUCAUACUUUUUGGUAGAUUCCUUAGAAAGCUCGUUCUGAUGACUUAAUGACAGAAGUUACUUCUUUUACUAAUGUUUCGUUGCCCUACCUUGGGACUAAAGGAAGGUCACCUCCCUGUUUUAGACAUUCAUAAGGUCAGAGAUCACAAAGUUACUUUUUAUUAGAGUGACACCUCUAGAAUUUCUCUGGCUCACAUACCUGAUUGACAUAUUUGGCUGGAGGAUUCUGGGAGUUUUAGUUUUUUAAAAAAGUAACUUAAAGGUUCUGCUGGAUGUAUCAUGCAAAGCCAUACCCUGUUCGACAAACAAACAGUGCCCAGGACAACAGCUUUGAAAUUAGAAGUCAUGAUACUUCUUGUCUUCAUGGGAAAAUUGGGAGAAAUGCUCCAAGGAAAGACUCUUAGCACAAACUUUCCUGGGAAUGGAUAUUUGGCUUUCCCUUUUGCUAUAGCUCUCAAUUUCAAGGUUCUGGGGUGAAGGAGACAUUUCUUUGCAAUGGGUUGUGUGUGUACUUUCAGUUUGCCCCUGCCUAAAUAAAGCACCUUGGACACCUUUGAUUAUAGAGGGAGAUGUUCGCACAGCUUUUCCUCUUAAUUUUGUAUUACGGUUUACAGCAGUGGUUCCCAACCUUUGGGCCUCCAGGUGUUUUGGACUUCAACUCCCAGAAAUCCCAGCCAGCUUACCAGCUGUUAGGAACGGUGGGAGCUGAAGUCCAAAACACCUGGAAGCCCGAAAGUUGGGAACCACUGGUUUACAGGGAGAUGGAAAAGAUCUUUGCUUGAUGUCCUGGAGAUCGACUGCCACUCAGUGUAGACAUUGUUAGAUAGUUCAGCAACAGAGGAAAGCUUCCUUUAUGGCAUUUUCCUUACUAUGGAGAGCAGGAUAACAGGUCUGAAUUAUGACCUGUGUCCUUCCAAGUGCAAGAAAGUCUGCAUAUUCAUUAGAGUUUGGAGAAUUUGGCUUUUUGGGGGACUAUAACUCCCAGAAACUUUCAAGCAGAGCGGCUGCUGCUGGCUGGGAAUUCUCAAGAGUUGUAGUAUAGAAACACUUCUUCUCUGCCAUUCAAUAAUGUCUCCUAACUGGUUAUUGGUCUAAAGCAGUUGUUCUCAACUUGUGGGUCCCCAGAUGUUUUGGCCUUCAACUCCCAGGAAUCCUAACCGCUGGUAAACUGGUUGGGAUUUCUGGGAGUUGUAGGCCAAAACACCUGGGGACCUACAGGUUGAGAACCACUAGUCUACAGCUUCCAACAUUCUUCUUGGCAGUGGUGGUUAGGAAUGAAGGGAGUUGCAGUCCCAAUUGCAUCGAAAGAACCACAAAUAGCUGUGGUUGUGAAAGUAGGUGAAGGCGGUGAAGUGUCUGAGUGAGAUCCUGAUUCCUGUAGUGCAGUGAUUCCCAACAUUUUUUUGACCAGGACCACUUUGACCACUCUCCAACAUUAGUACAAAGAAGGUUAUGAAUCAGUUUUGGUCAACUUUAGAUUUGGUUUGGUGAUUUGGGAUGCUGAUUCAGAAAAAUUGCAUUGGAUUGACCACAUCAGAAGUAGUUUCUGAUACAGAACAUAUGCCAUCCAGUAGUCGCUAUCUGCUCGCCCACAGAAAACCAUACUUAAUAAGCCUGAGCACUAUAAGAAGGUUUCAUAAGACCAGUUGCUCUCAUUGCAAUGGUGUAGGCCACAUACCAUAUUUUAGUUCUUGCGGACCACUGGUGGUCUAUGGACCACAAGUUGGGAACCAUUGCUGGAGUGCGUGUUGACUAGGUUCAUUGGUUCUUGUCACAUAGAAUCAUAGAGUUGGAGGAGACC
Molecule: messenger RNA, 3803 nt
Organism: Anolis sagrei ordinatus
Lineage: Eukaryota; Metazoa; Chordata; Lepidosauria; Squamata; Anolidae
Gene: SPRY3
Product: sprouty RTK signaling antagonist 3
Biological process (GO): negative regulation of Ras protein signal transduction; negative regulation of MAP kinase activity; multicellular organism development
Cellular component (GO): membrane; cytosol
Source: RefSeq, a predicted model, not a curated record